Messenger RNA from Chlamydomonas reinhardtii, 1593 nucleotides. RefSeq lists its product as uncharacterized. Gene Ontology annotation, molecular function: ATP binding; galactokinase activity. The transcript has 12 exons. Lineage: Eukaryota; Viridiplantae; Chlorophyta; Chlorophyceae; Chlamydomonadales; Chlamydomonadaceae. Gene Ontology annotation, cellular component: cytosol. The record is from RefSeq and is a predicted model, not a curated record. The coding region runs from base 92 to 1174 and encodes 360 amino acids. Gene Ontology annotation, biological process: galactose metabolic process.
CUAUACCAACGAUGUAUGGGGUGCGCAAUUAGCACCCGCAAGUAAACCGCCGACCUUCACCUAGCAGCGUUACCAGACAAGAUUCAGCAAUAUGGCGAUAGAAAAGAUAGUAGAUUUGUUCGUCAGCGGGAGGCUCUGCCUGUUUGGCGAGCACACGGACUGGGCGGGGGAACACAAGGGGCGAGGGGGCGAGCACGUCGUGGAGGGACGGACGCUGGUGGUCGGGACACAGGAGGGGCUGCACGCGACCGCAAAGCGCCUCCCCAACAAGGUCCUGCGCAUGACAACCACGGACAAUAGCGGCCGCAAGCUUGGCACACAAGAGCUGCCCUUGGAGCCGUCCGAGCUGUUGGCGGCUGCUCGCGAGGGCGGCUUCUUCAGCUAUGUGGCGGGCACCGCAUACCGCAUUGUGGUGGCGCACGAGAUCGACGGGGGGCUUGAACUUGACAACCACACCACCUCGCUGCCUAUGGGGAAGGGGCUGUCCUCUUCGGCCGCAGUGUGCGUGCUGGUGGCGCGCGCCUUCAACAAGGUGUUCGACCUGAAGCUGACCACACGAGGGGAAAUGGAGUUCGCAUACCUCGGCGAAAUCGCUACGCCCUCCAAAUGCGGCCGCAUGGACCAGGCGUGCGCGUACGGCAACGUGCCGGUGCUCAUGAACUUUGACGGCGACAUCCUCAGCGUCGACCAAGUGCCGCUGGCGGCCCCGAUGCACCUGGUGCUGGUGGACCUGAAGGCGGCCAAGGACACCACCACAAUCCUGCGCAACCUGCAAAGCGCAUAUCCUAAACCCGCCAACGCGCUGCACGAGGGCCUGCAGCGGCUGCUGGGGCCCGUGAACCACCGCAUCACCGCUCAGGCCCUGCAGCACAUGCAGUCCGGAGACCUGCGCGCGCUAGGGAAGCUCAUGUGCGAGGCACAGAGCCUGUUCGACGAACUGGCAGGGCCGCUGUGCCCCGAGCAGCUGACCGCGCCCGUCCUGCACAAGGUGCUGUCCUACCCGGACCUGCAGCCCCUCAUUUGGGGCGGCAAGGGCGUGGGCUCGCAAGGCGACGGCACAGCACAGCUGCUGUGCAAGGGGCCACAGGAGCAGGCGCAGGUGUGCAGCAUUGUGAGCUCGCAACUUGGGAUGGACGCCAUGCCGCUCACGGUCGGCCCCGUGGCGAGGCAGUAGGGGCGGCUUGGCGUGCUGGUUGUGGGCCAGGAGGAUGGCAUGGCGAUUUGACGGCGCAGCGUCUCGGCAUGGACAGUGUCCCAGGGUGGGGUGGUGGUGGUGGGGGGGGGGCGGAUGCCGCAAAUUACGGGUGAUGUACAGAGUGAUCGCGUCUGGAAAUGAGGUCCAGGUCCUGGGGAUCAUGUGGUGAGGCGUUGUUUGUGUGACAAGAAGUGGCAUGGGGGGGGGGGGAGGAAAGGAUGGAGCGCACCAUGACACGAUGCACGCAAUGUGUGCGAUCGAGGCGGAGGGCCAUUGUUCGUCAGAGUAUUACUGGAACACAUAACACAAGCAAAUCUAUAAUUAAUAACACAAAGGCAAACGCACGCCAGGACUGGGUCGGCCGGUCAAUCAGUCAACGAGUCGGAAAUACGUCGUUG